AAAAAUUCUCCAGGUAAGCUAAAUAAGGUAGAUUUUAAUUUCGAAUUCCAAAGCUUCUUUCUUUUAAUAAACACAUACACACACACGCACACGUAAGUCAACCCCCAUACCCGCUACGGGCCUGCCCCUGGCCUGUAACGCUCCUUACGGUCCGUAGAAUGUCUUCUCUACCAUCUGCUCCCGCUGCUUCAGCAGCACCAGCACCAGCCCCAGCUGCAGCUCCAGCUUCAGCACCACCACCACCACCACCACCACCACCACCACCAGCACCAGCAGCAGCAACAGCAGCAAUAGCAGCAGCACCAGCAGCAGUAGCACCAGCAGCAGCACCAGCACCAGCACCUGCCCUGCCUGCCCUGCCUGCCCUGCCUGCCCUGCCUGCCCGCCCAACCCGCGCCAUAACGGCGCUCUCUUUGCUGGCUCCGCUGCGGGUGCCUGUUUUGCGGCCCGGCCGCACCACCAACCCCGCCCGGCCUGCCAACCUGGAGGCUGAGCUUGGCCAAUUCGUUAGUCAAGUUCAUGCCGCCGGGUGCACACAUUGUGCUGGCGGGUCGGGUGUGUGGACGGUAUGUGUGGUCGUGGCUGGUUAGUUUAGAGGAAGCUAUGCCAACUGCUAUUAUGGCAGUGAGGAUGCCCGUUAUUCUUUCCGCGCCGCCGCCGCUCCCCCUCCCCCUCCAGCUCUAGCUCCAGCUCCUGCCCCUGCUA
Messenger RNA from Hyaloscypha bicolor E, 705 nucleotides. RefSeq lists its product as uncharacterized. The record is from RefSeq and is a predicted model, not a curated record. NCBI's taxonomy places the organism in Eukaryota, Fungi, Ascomycota, Leotiomycetes, Helotiales, Hyaloscyphaceae. The transcript is spliced from 2 exons. Bases 159 to 590 code for a protein of 143 amino acids.